AUGACUUUCAAAAAUUUAACAUUGAACAAAGAACCAGUACUAUCUAAUCUGGUAGUAACAGUAAGCAUUGUCGCUUUCUCUACGUUCCAGACUUCUCUCUAUGCAAGCAGCUUUGAUUAUAGUGUUGAUCAUCAUCAUGUUCUAGAAAAUCUCAUCCGUAUUGCUCCAAGAAUCAACAAAUUGGCCAGUGGGAAUCUUCAACCUUCAACUGAUACCCGCGCAUCUCAACUAAAGCUCGAGUAUUGUCUACAGUCCAAGUAUAUCAAAGCAAGAACUGGACCUUUUAGAGAGAAAUAUCUCACAAACUAUCAUCUUACUUCAGUAAUGUUAAGAGCCGAGUAA
Messenger RNA from Sclerotinia sclerotiorum 1980 UF-70, 342 nucleotides. RefSeq lists its product with no specific name. The record is from RefSeq and is a predicted model, not a curated record. The coding region runs from base 1 to 342 and encodes 113 amino acids. NCBI's taxonomy places the organism in Eukaryota, Fungi, Ascomycota, Leotiomycetes, Helotiales, Sclerotiniaceae. The transcript is spliced from 3 exons.